Messenger RNA from Tachyglossus aculeatus (Australian echidna), 1073 nucleotides. Its product is annotated as surfeit locus protein 4-like. Gene Ontology annotation, biological process: Golgi organization. NCBI's taxonomy places the organism in Eukaryota, Metazoa, Chordata, Mammalia, Monotremata, Tachyglossidae. Bases 59 to 871 code for a protein of 270 amino acids. Gene Ontology annotation, cellular component: membrane; endoplasmic reticulum; endoplasmic reticulum-Golgi intermediate compartment. The transcript is spliced from 6 exons. The record is from RefSeq and is a predicted model, not a curated record.
AGGGACGAAGCCGGAGCUGGUUUGGAGCAGCGGCCUGUGGGACCCCUUGACCCCGGCCAUGUCGCCCAAAAACAACUUUAUGAACUCGUUAGGAGACCUCUUUGGCCAGUUCUUGGGCAUAGUGAAGCUGUACCUUCAUCACGUGGCUCGCCUUUGCCUGGUCAGCACCUUUUUGGAGGAUGGCCUGCGUAUGUGGUUCAAAUGGGACGAGCAGAGGGACUACAUCGAUCAAUCUUGGGACUGCGGCCCCUUCCUGGCUACCUCCUUCGUGUUCAUCAAUAUGUCGGGCCAGUUAGUGGGGUGUGUACUACUCUUAACCCGCAAAUUUGUUCCUUAUACCUGUUUUGGGCUAUAUGGAAUUAUCUUCAUGCAGGUCAUAGCAUACAAUGUUUUAUGGAACCCCAAGUUCUUAAUGAGGAACAUGGCCUUAGGAGGUGGUCUCCUCCUGCUCGUAUCAGAGUUGCAAUUGGAAGGGAGAUCUAAGUUUGUGGGCAACGCCAGGAUGGAUGGUAUCUUUCCCCGGCAGUAUAUGCAGCUGUGUGGAAGAGUUCUGCUGGUCUUCAUGUUCCUGUCGCUGCUGCACUUUGAAGUUAGCGCUUUCUCUAUCUUCCAGGACGUCUUUGGUGUGGUGAUGAUUGUCCUGGUGGCCAUUGGGUUCAGAACCAAACUGGCCGCCACGACCCUCGUGAUCUGGCUGUUCAUCCUGAACUUGGCAAAGAAUGCCUUCUGGACCGUCCCGGCUGAGAGACCCCUCCAUGACUUCCUGAAAUACGACUUUUUCCACAGCAUGUCAGUCAUAGGCGGUCUUCUCCUGGUCAUAGCGAUGGGCCCGGGUAAAGCUUCCGUAGAUGAACGCAAGAAGAAGUGGUGAUGAUGGGAACAGAGAGACCGAGGGGAAUGAGGAAGAAGAGGCGAGAUGACUUUACCGCUGUUUUUACUUUGAACCUGUUUGAGUUUGUGUGUUAUUCUUUUCUUCCCCUAGCCCAUCCCUCCACCACCAGGACCCUACCUCUUGUCUGUUGCCUUCUCAGGGAAGAAGUCCCUGCUUCCUCUCCAGUGCCAGAGAGAGAGAG